This is a messenger RNA of Anguilla anguilla (European eel), 2542 nucleotides long. It is a transcript of the gene galns, whose product is annotated as galactosamine (N-acetyl)-6-sulfatase. The coding region runs from base 22 to 1638 and encodes 538 amino acids. Lineage: Eukaryota; Metazoa; Chordata; Actinopteri; Anguilliformes; Anguillidae. The transcript is spliced from 14 exons. Gene Ontology annotation, molecular function: N-acetylgalactosamine-6-sulfatase activity; arylsulfatase activity. The record is from RefSeq and is a predicted model, not a curated record.
CCUUGCUUCGGAACUUCCUGAAUGUAUUUGUCACCUGACUGCUUUCUUUGCGCUUUCGGAGCUGCAAUGGGUCUUCAUUUAAUUCACAGUGUAUCACUUCUGCUCCUGAGUUUUUUAUGUUGUUGCUGGUCAGAGGCGCCCAGAAAUGGGUCAACUCCAAAUAUUAUCAUUAUGCUUAUGGAUGACAUGGGAUGGGGCGAUUUGGGGGUAUUUGGCCAGCCCUCGAAGGAGACCCCAAACCUGGACCGCAUGGCCGCCGAGGGUAUGGUGUUCCCCAACUUCUACACUGCGAACCCCCUCUGCUCUCCAUCACGAGCCUCCCUGUUGACUGGGAGGUUACCUGUGAGGAACGGAUUCUACACCACCAACGCCCACGCCCGGAACGCGUACACUCCCCAGGAGAUCGUGGGAGGAAUCUCCGAUGAGGAGAUCCUACUCCCACAGAUGCUGAAGAAGAUGGGCUAUGUGAACAAGAUUGUUGGAAAAUGGCAUCUUGGCCACAGGCCCCAUCACCUCCCCCUGGAGCAUGGCUUUGACCAGUGGUUCGGGGCUCCAAACUGCCACUUUGGCCCCUACAACAGCAGCGUGAGACCCAACAUUCCCGUCUACAACAACUCUCAGAUGGUGGGAAGGUACUACGAAGAGUUUGGGAUCAACAAAAAAAGCGGGCAGUCUAACCUCACACAGAUCUACCUGCAGGAGGGCCUGGAGUUCCUCCGCGCCCAGGCCUCGGCCCAGCGCCCUUUCUUCCUGUACUGGGCUGCGGACGCCACGCACGCGCCCGUCUACGCCUCGAAGCGCUUCCUGGGGAAGAGUCAGAGAGGCCGCUAUGGCGAUGCGGUGAUGGAGCUGGACGACAGCGUGGGGGUGAUCCUGGAGGAGCUGAAGAGGCUCGGCAUCGCCAAGGAGACCUUUGUGUUCUUCACCUCAGACAACGGGGCGGCGGUGAUGUCGGGGCCAAACCAGAGUGGAAGUAAUGGGCCCUUCCUGUGUGGAAAGGAAACCACCUUUGAGGGAGGGGUGAGGGAGCCUGCCAUCGCCUGGUGGCCCGGGCGCAUCCCAGCAGGAAAGGUGAGUCACCAGCUGGGCAGCGUUAUGGACCUGUUCACCACCAGCCUCGCCCUGGCCGGGCUGGCUGCCCCGGAUGACCGCUUCAUCGACGGGCUGGACCUGACGCCUGUUCUCCUCAACAACUCGCUCAUCAACAGGCCCAUCUUCUAUUACCGCGGCAACGAGAUGAUGGCGGUGCGGGUCGGGCAGUACAAGGCGCACUACUGGACCUGGAGCAACUCGUGGGAGGAGUUCAACCAGGGCAUUAACUUCUGUCCUGGUCAAGAGGUGGCUGACGUGACGACCCACGAGCAAAAGGAACACACCAUGCAGCCAAUCAUCUUCCACCUGGGGCGGGACCCUGGGGAGAAGUACCCAAUCAGUGUUCUGAGUGCAGAGUACCAGGCUGUCCUGCGGCAGAUCUCUCCUGUUGUCAAGCAGCACAGGAGUGGCCUGGUGCCAGGAGUUCCCCAGCUCAACAUGUGUGACCUGGCUGUGAUGAACUGGGCCCCGGCCGGGUGUGAACGGUUGGGGCAGUGUCACAAAGCCCCCAAGUCCCAGCCCUGGAAGUGUGACUGGCCACACUGACCUCACGGUCAGCUGACAUGGUGGAGCCAAUGAACAUGGAGAUAACAGUGGGGGGGAGGGACUUAUUUUCUUCUUGUUCAGUAAUGUGUAGAUUCACUGAUUUCUUUUUCCUUUUUUAUGAUUUAUUUUUAUUAUGAAUCAUUUUUAACACAGAUUCCUGUGGUUUGUGGGUCAUCUGCUCAAUGAAUUGGAUGAUUCACCCAGGUAACCAGGUAAAAUUAAAAAUCUUUUAUCGGUUAGAAUCUGUUAAUCUGCACAGAAAAUGCAAAGUGCCAUUGAUUUUUCAAAAAGUGUGACUAUAUGUAGAGAACAAUGUCUGUACAUGGGAAUAUUGCAAUAAUGUUAUUUUUGGCAACAAAAACAAACAAAGCUCCUCAAUGAAUAGCAGUUUGAGCCUUUCCAGGUCUUAUUAGAAGCAAGUUAGUCUAAUGUGUGGAAGUAGCCAACUUGGCUAAUCUGCUUCUUGGAAAAUGUUUUUACCAUCCACACAAUGGUAAAAAUCUUCUGAUCUUGAUAUCAAUAUUAUGAUCAAUGAUCAAGGGUCAAGGGUCUAAGUGCCAAAGUGCCUUUUAAUUUGUUCGGAACUUGUAAGGGAAAUUUCUACUUUGGGGGAUUUACUCUUUUUUAUUUAUUUUUUUACUGAAUGUUUUUAUCUGGAAACUUGAGUGAUCAGGGUAAUUUAUAUUUUUAAAGUUUAUUGAAUAUGUGCUGUAUAUGAAGGAAAAGUACAGGAAAACUGCACAGAUCUGAUUGUGGAGAUUAUAUUACCACGCAUUCCAGCACAAUUUAAUGACAACGAAGGUGGAAUUAUGGUGUUUACAGCUGGUAUUUCUCUGGUUUCAUGAUGCACGUAUACACAUGCAUCCUGUCUGAGUUUUUAAAUAAAGUCACUACAAUAACCCUU